AGCCUUUCAAAAUUUGCUCACUCCCAGUUUCCCCCUGGAAGGAGAAGCAUCUGUGAAGUCAGAAGACAUAAAAGGAAACCGAUUUAAAAACCACGAUGUGUAUAGCUUCAUGCUUUCCAUAACAUAGGAAGGAGAAAGCGAAUGGUAUUCUUCAUUCUACCAGCGGUUUGUGACCUGGUGGGGGAACAUGAGUGGAAGAACAAAGGCGAGAAGGGCUGACAGGUUUUUCAGAGGUCACUCUGAAGAAGCUAGCAGUAGCGCUAUCGGUAAUGUUUUGCUAUCAGAGCACGAAAACCCUGAUGCAAACAGGGGAAUUCAAUCACGGAAGAUUGUCCUAAGUAUAAUACUUUCAUUGACUUUUCUUGUCGUAGGACUUCGAAGUCAUCAGUGGCUUAAAGAAAUAGAGUUUCCUCAAAAAUCCAGACAAGUAUAUGCUAUACUUGCAGAAUAUGGUUCAAGGAUUUAUAAUUAUCAGGCCAAACUUCGUAUGCCUAAGGAACAGCUGGAACUAUUGAAGAAAGAAAGCCAGACUUUGGAAAACAAUUUUCGAGACAUUCUAUUUUUAAUUGAGCAAAUAGAUGUUCUGAAGGCUCUGCUCAGAGACGUGAAGGACGGCGCAUACAAUCAGAGCUGGAGCACCCAUGGAGACCCCGCCAGGCAUCAGGAUUCCACGGAGGCCCUCAAUGAGGAAAUGACAAACUUGGUCAAUUAUGUACUUAAGAAGCUGAGAGAGGACCAAGUCCAGAUGGCUGAUUAUGCCUUGAAGUCGGCUGGAGCCUCCAUCAUUGAAGCUGGGACUUCAGAAAGUUACAAAAAUCAUAAGGCAAAACUGUACUGGCAUGGGAUAGGUUUCCUAAAUUAUGAAAUGCCUCCAGAUAUUAUUCUUCAGCCGGAUGUCUACCCUGGAAAGUGCUGGGCCUUCCCAGGCUCUCAGGGCCAUACCCUAAUCAAGCUUGCCAGGAAGAUUAUACCAACUGCGGUUACCAUGGAGCAUAUCUCAGAAAAGGUGUCUCCCUCAGGAAACAUCUCCAGCGCACCCAAGGAAUUUUCUGUCUAUGGCAUCAUGAAAAAGUGUGAAGGCGAAGAAACUUUCCUAGGUCAAUUUAUAUAUAACAAAACAGGAACCACUGUUCAAACUUUUAAACUCCAGCAUGCAGUUUCUGAAUCUUUAUUAUGUGUGAAACUUAAAAUCCUCAGCAACUGGGGACACCCGGAGUACACAUGUUUAUAUCGAUUCAGGGUCCAUGGCACCCCAAGUGUUCAUAUCUAGACCAGCUGUUACAGAAGGCCCUGACCACACAUCCAGAAUAUUCAAGGACCCUUUUCCCUUGGAUUACACUGCACCCAUAGGAAUCAAAACCAGGGAUUUGGAUAAAAACCUCAAAGUGAUUCAUACUUGCCUAUAAAAAGUGGAUGAAUUUUAAUAAUAAAAAAUAUGGAAGUAGAUUCAA
This is a messenger RNA of Microcebus murinus (gray mouse lemur), 1451 nucleotides long. RefSeq names its product Sad1 and UNC84 domain containing 3 (gene SUN3). NCBI's taxonomy places the organism in Eukaryota, Metazoa, Chordata, Mammalia, Primates, Cheirogaleidae. Gene Ontology annotation, cellular component: nuclear envelope; meiotic nuclear membrane microtubule tethering complex. The record is from RefSeq and is a predicted model, not a curated record. Gene Ontology annotation, molecular function: protein-membrane adaptor activity.